GUGGUUUUACGGAGACGGACCGGGGCAUCAUGUCGACCGUCGGUGUUGAUGAAGACCUUACAGAAGAAGGUAAACGCGAUCAAGAGGUCAAACAGCAGACAUUAAAAGGUGUGGCGUUUUUAACAACAGUGGCGUCCGCAGGAAUGAUCGCGGGAUUCGGCUCCACGCUGGCCCUGACCAAGAAGAAUAACCCGAAGUGGUUCAGUAAGGGUGUGGCAGCGACGGCGGUGGCCCCUGAGGGCGGGGCAUCUCUGGCCCUCAGGGCUCUGGGUUGGGGCUCCCUGUUUGCCUGGUGUGGCGUGGGUCUGAUCAGCUUCACUGUGUGGAAAGCUCUCGGCGUUCACAGCUUGGCAGAGUUCAGGGAGAAGAUGCGGUCCUUCUUCCCGGCCAUCCCAAAGAACCCUGAGGCUGGAGCCGGAUCAGAACCUGUGGACUGGGACUCUCUAUUCAGGUCCAAGUGACUCGGAUCAGCAGGAGAGACUGAAGAAAUGUGAUCCAGAACGGAGUUUCAGGACCGGUCAGAGACAGAACCGAGUUCCUGUGCUGCUCUGAAGUCCAUGUGGAGGAACGUGAGACGGUUCUGAUGCUGGAAUUCUGCUUUGAAUCAUCAAAAACUGCAUCAGAUGUUUGAGCAGAACCAAAAACAGUUUGAGUGAAGUGUCCCUCAGAGGCCACCGUACAGAAAACUAAACUUAUUUAUAUUUGUUGGAUCGUUAAAGUUCUGAAGAUUUAUUCUCUGAUUUCCUGUAAUCAAGACAAAUAAAUGUUUUGACGUAAUGUUUUUUAAAUAAAUCCUGAGUUAACACCC
Molecule: messenger RNA, 808 nt
Organism: Austrofundulus limnaeus
Lineage: Eukaryota; Metazoa; Chordata; Actinopteri; Cyprinodontiformes; Rivulidae
Gene: tmem242
Product: transmembrane protein 242
Exons: 4
Coding region: 30-461 (143 amino acids)
Source: RefSeq, a predicted model, not a curated record